GCCUGGAGAGAGCUGGGGAAAUCGAAACUUCUCUCAGCCGCUGUCUUCAGUCACUGGGUGUGUCUUCCUGCACAGUGGACUUGUCAGGCCUGGAGGGAGGAGAGGAAAUCGAAACCUAUCUAAUCCUCUAGUUUACAUCAUUGGAUUCGGUUCCUGUUUGGAAAUUUAACUGGUCGUCAUGGCAUUUUCGGGCACAGGGACACUGGUGGCUUCCAUUGUCUCCAAGGUGACAUCUUCAGCAGCCAUGGUCAAAGCUGGAGGGGCAGUCUCUGGCACCAUUCUAGCUGGUUCGAAGGGGCUCAUCCUGUUAACACAGAGUGCCCUGGGCUCUGCAACAUCUGCACUUGGAGCACUGAAGGUUGGCACCACUUUAUCCGGGUUCUCUGCCUCCACCUUGGCUGCUUCCCCCAUUGGAGAGGAACCUGCCAUGGUGGGCAGGGAGAAGAAAAGUGACUUCAGACUUUCCUUCUCCACAGCAGGCAAAGCAGCAAGAAGGCAGAGAAAGGAAGGACAAAGCAAAAUCUACCUGAAGGGUUUUGAGUUCUCCAGAGCCAAGGCUGCUGUGGCUGUGCUUGGGGGAGCCAUGACAGUAGCUGCUGUACCACCUGCACUGAGUGCUGUGGGCUUCACCUCCUCAGGAAUUGCAGCCUCCUCUCUAGCAGCUAAGAUGAUGUCCUUGUCAGCUAUUGCUAAUGGGGGUGGAGUCCCAGCUGGUGGCCUGGUGGCCAUUCUGCAGUCUGCUGGAGCUGCUGGACUCUCCAUGCCAUCUACUGUCCUCGUGGGCUCUGCAGGGUCUGCCGCUGUGGCCAGUGUCAUGAACAUCUGUGAGAGUAUCUACCCUUUUCUCAUGGGAUCAGAGGUGGCAGACAUGGCGACAGAGGUGGCAGACAUGGCGACAGAGGUGGUAGACAUGGAGACAGGGGUGGCAGACAUGGAGACAGAGGUGGCAGACAUUUCAACAGAAGAGGCACUGCCCAACUUGUCUAACACAGAGAAGGAUUAAUUGCCCCCAGGCGACAAUCUCCUAACACAUAUUGCCUAGGUGGAAAUAAGAAAUAAAACCAAGUUCUUGCCAGUC
Messenger RNA from Mus caroli (Ryukyu mouse), 1078 nucleotides. RefSeq lists its product as uncharacterized. Gene Ontology annotation, cellular component: mitochondrial membrane. Lineage: Eukaryota; Metazoa; Chordata; Mammalia; Rodentia; Muridae. The record is from RefSeq and is a predicted model, not a curated record. Gene Ontology annotation, biological process: release of cytochrome c from mitochondria; intrinsic apoptotic signaling pathway.